Messenger RNA from Fusarium musae, 1146 nucleotides. RefSeq lists its product as uncharacterized. Lineage: Eukaryota; Fungi; Ascomycota; Sordariomycetes; Hypocreales; Nectriaceae. Gene Ontology annotation, molecular function: flavin adenine dinucleotide binding; electron-transferring-flavoprotein dehydrogenase activity. The record is from RefSeq and is a predicted model, not a curated record. The transcript has a single exon. Bases 1 to 1146 code for a protein of 381 amino acids. Gene Ontology annotation, cellular component: cytoplasm.
AUGACAAAAACCGUAGUCAUCCUAGGUGCAGGUUGGGCUGGUCUUCCACUCGCCCACAAGCUUCUCAAACACACCCUUCCCAAACUUGUUGACCUCAAAGUCAUUCUUGUAUCCCCGAACAGUCACUUCUUCUGGAAUGUCGCUGCCACUCGUGGGAUAAUACCGGACGCCAUCCCAGAUGAACAGCUCUUCCUACCAAUCAAGCCGGGUUUCGAUCAGUAUCCGUCCGAGAAUUUCGAGUUCCUCCUUGGGAAAGCAGAUGGAGUCGAUGCCGAAUCGGGUACUGUUCAUGUAAUCUCUAAUGAGAAUACCGGGCGCGAGAUUAGGUACGAUGAGCUGGUGAUUGCGACAGGGUCUCGGCUGGCUAGUGAUCUUCCCCUGAAGCCUGUUGGAACUCAUCAAGAUACCAUCUCGGCAUGGAAGCAACUGCAAAUUCGAGUCGGAGACUCAAAGUCAAUAGUAAUCUCAGGUGGUGGUGCUACAGGAACCGAAGUUGCUGGUGAAUUGGCCGCAAGAUACGGCUCUUCCAAGAGCAUCACCCUUGUUAUUAGUGGUGAACAACCGCUGGAAGGGGCCAUUGACUCAGUUCGCGCGUCAGUCACAAGAGAUCUCAAGACCCUAGGGGUAAAACUCAUCUAUAAUGCGCGCGUCACCGAAGCAAAGAAGGGAGAAAGAGGACAAGCGACAGAGGUGCACUUGUCCAACGGAAAUACCCUCACCACAGAUCUCUAUCUACCUUUGUACGGCAUCAAACUCAACACCUCGUUCGUACCGCAAUCGUUCUUAGACUCUGGUGGAAACAUCAAGCUUGACGAAAGGAUGAGAGUUGCCGGGACAAAGAACAUCUGGGGCAUUGGCGACGUUGGCAACAUCGACCCCAAGCAAUUGACCAUCACGGACAAUCAGAUCAUUCACUUGGCGACAGCUCUAGAUGUGACUUUGACGGGGAAGGGAGAUAUCAAGUCGUAUCAGCCUGCGACUAAGAAGAUGCUAUUCGUAUCACUGGGUAAGAAGUAUGCGACGGGUCAGAUUGGGAACUGGAAGCUGUUCUCAUUCAUGGUAUCGUAUGUUAAGGGGAGGAAAUUGUUUGUUGAUACAGCUGAGGGAUACGUGGGAGGGAAGCACUUGAGGCAUGCGGCCAUGUAA